AUGUUGUGGCUGUUGGCGAUUCUUAUGAUGAAGUACUUUAAUCGAACUGAUGAAGAUGAGGCAGCUGGAGAAGCAGAAUACCAUCGUUUUUGGGGAUGGCAAAAAGUUGUUUUAACUUUAAUUUUACUUUCCCAAUUAUCUGCUUUUGUUGCUAUAUGUACAGGUGACAACAAGGUACAUGUUGCUAUAUGUACCUUGUUUCCCUCCAUCGACUUUUUGUUUUACAAUUUCAAUUUUUAUUGCCAGUUUGUUUUUAAGAGAACAAGAAAAAUAAUUUUUCUUAAUUUAAAGUGUUACUUUCAAUGUUGUCUGAUGGAGUUUUCUUUUUUUCUGCAAAUCGAGAAGAUAUUCGUUUUAUUACUGGAACAAAUAAUUGGUUAUGCCUUUUAUUUACAUGUUGGGGGUACUUUUUGUUGGUUAAUUGCUUUUGUUUGUGCAAUUACAACAACUUAUAAAUUUAUUAAAGAAUAA
This is a messenger RNA of Meloidogyne enterolobii, 471 nucleotides long. Lineage: Eukaryota; Metazoa; Nematoda; Chromadorea; Rhabditida; Meloidogynidae. The record is from the annotation of a GenBank genome assembly.